AUGCAGGUGCUCAUCACCGACGACGGCAGUGAGAUGCUCGACCGCGACGCCACGGGCGGCCUCGUGCCCAUCAGCGCCUACGGCAUCACCGACGGCUCCCACGUCACCCUGCGCAUCCAGGUACCCGGUGUGGACGACCUGGAUGACGUCCCGCUGGUAGACGAGGCGAUAGUGUCAUCAGCCUUCGCCCUGGGGGUGCUGCAGGGGCGCGGCGGCGGCAACGGCCGCAAGACGCGGUGGACGCAGGACCAGAUCGUGGCCCUGAUAGAGGGGGUGGAGCGGCACGGCCUCAGCGCCUGGCGCACGAUAGUGCAGGACCCCCGGCUGGCCGGCAAGAAUAACAUGCAGUGCAAGGACAAGUUCAGGAACCUUUGCCUCACAAUUAUUCAGGGUCGCCCCGAGCGUGGGCUGACGCUGGACUGGCGGCUCAAGGACCGCGUGAAAACACUCAUAGAGCAGGAGAGCAUCAAGCUAGCCGAGCCGCCUGCCCUGUGGUAG
Monoraphidium neglectum is the source of this 498-nucleotide messenger RNA. RefSeq lists its product as hypothetical. Gene Ontology annotation, molecular function: double-stranded telomeric DNA binding. Bases 1 to 498 code for a protein of 165 amino acids. Lineage: Eukaryota; Viridiplantae; Chlorophyta; Chlorophyceae; Sphaeropleales; Selenastraceae. The record is from RefSeq and is a predicted model, not a curated record. The transcript is spliced from 6 exons.